GGUGCUCAGUGGCUAUGCCACAGGGAAGUCUCCUGAAAAGGGCACAUCAGCUUUUGCUCAGUACAGGGAGAACAUUAGCAGGGAGGCAAAGUCUGUUCUCCGUGACAUCAGCAGUCCCUUCGUGGACAUUCUAUUGUCUCCUAGAGAGACCUUGGAAUCCCUGUGAUGUCACCAGUAUCGUUGUGACAACCAAUUCCCUACUUUUUCUCUUAGUGUCCAAAGGAUAUAUCCACAGACAUGUUUGCCCGUCUUCUCAGGCGCUUUGGGAGAGUUGAUGUUGAUAGAGAAGAGUCUAGAGUGAAGCAAACGAAACCUAAAGCGGCCUGCAGACAGACGUCAUCCCCUGAAAAUGUCCUAAACAAGGUGCAGGCCAACGAGGAAGAGGAGAGGCUGAAUAGAGAACUGGAGCUAACUACCAAGGAGAGAAAUGAGCUGACAGAUCGCCUCCUUUAUGUGACAGGUGGAUCCAUGAGCAAGAGCCCCUACUUCAGGCCAAAUCCAUUUUAUGAAAACUUGAAGAUAAAGGAGAAAGAGGUCAUGUCAUUACUGCACAACUUAGACACAAAGAACAUUGAACAUCGUGAGAAAUUUCAGGAGCUCAAGAAGGAGAUUAACUUCUAUCGGUAAGUACUGGUCAGAAGUGCCUAUCACUUGUGGAAUAUCCAUUGCUGCCUCUCUUUGUUCUGGACUGGAGAGCCUGCAGCUCUGGGUCCAUGUCUUCUGCUGUUUAAAUAUCACUGUGUCGUGGGUCUUUUGGACUCAGUUUCAGUUCCAUAAGAGACUGUGACUUAUCACCACAGUGUCUAUGCAUCUUUAGAAGGCUCUGGAUAGAACUACACUGAUUCAGGCAUCAGAGUGUUAUUAGGCCAACGUGCGGCUCUGGGGUAAUACCAGGUUUAACAAAGCUCAAUGUGUGGACCACAUGGUUUGCAUGACCUCCCUUGGUUCUACUGUCCUCUUGUGGUUAUUUGCCGCCUACUAAUUGAUG
Molecule: messenger RNA, 988 nt
Organism: Rattus norvegicus (Norway rat)
Lineage: Eukaryota; Metazoa; Chordata; Mammalia; Rodentia; Muridae
Source: RefSeq, a predicted model, not a curated record